GGAGGGUGGAGAGACCUCGAGCUAUUGAUGGGUAAAGAAGGGAGGGGUUGAGAGAGCGAACGAGUAAGCAAGAGUGUGUGUGUGUGUGUGUGUGUGUGAGCGAGAGAGAGCACACGGAGGGAGGGGUGUGUGUGUGUGUGAGAGAGAGAGAGAGAGUGUGGGCAGAGACUAUUCUGAAUGAGGAAGCGGCAGAGCCAUUUUCACCGUUGAGUAAGAGCACGCCGCUGUUUCGGGAGAGAGCAGGGAAAGAAAAGAGAGCUCAGUUUCUGGAUUUUUUCUCUCUCCUUAUUCCUAGGCGUCUCUCUCUCUCGGCCUCUCUGUUUCUCUCUCUUUAUCUCUCCGUCUUUGUGUUGAAUGAGCGAGGCUUUCGGUGGCGGGACACAAUGGGGCAAAGUGCCUGUGGCGACUGGGCCGUUGUCCUCCUGAGAGGGGGAGGGGGAAGAGAGAAGACCGGCGCACAGAGCUAACGCAGCUAGCCGGCCUCGGGCCUCUUCUACCGCUCUCGCGCGCUCUCUCUCUCCUUCUCUGUCCCUCUCUCUCUCCUUCUCUGUCCCUCUCUCUCACACACACACGCUCCUUUUCUCUCAUUUCUCUCUCAUUAAGCUGAACAGGAGCUCUCUCUCUCUUUAUUAUUAUUAUUAUUAUAAUUAUUAUUAUUUUUUUUUUUUAUUAGAUUUCUUUUUUUUUUUGUUCCCCUCCUGGACUUUUCCUUCUCUCAGGACUUAAAAUCUUCGCUCUUCUCAGGAUUAUCGUGGACUUCCUGUGGAUUUAACAUGUGUUGGGCACGGUGGAUCUCGGGACACGUUGAUCUGAACUGGAGAUUUGAAAGCUAGCUGUGCUCAUGUUUUGGGAUUAGAGCAGUCCAUUUAAAAGAAAGAAAGAAAGAGAGAAGUUCUCAGCCUCUUUUUCUCCCCCCCUUUCGGUUUUGUUUUCUGGAGACAGGAACCUAUAAAUGGAUUACAAGAUGCAUUCCAAGUCCAAUGAUUUGCUGGAUUUUCAGACACUGGAUGCCCUUUUGGAAAAAAUUGCACAUUAUUCAGCAGCUGUAAAAAGAGAUCCCAGCGAGGAGUGCAAUGGAAUCGGCGGCGCUCUCCCUGCAGAGGCCGCGCCCGGCUCGCGGCUGAACGAGUGGUGUCCCGUGGCCCCUCCUCCUCCUCUUCCUCCUCCUCCACCUCCUGCAUCUGCCCCGGUGCCUGUGCUCCAUCCGACCAGUAUGGGUGACGGUCUGGACGCCGCACCGAUGUCAGGGAGCAGCAGCAGCAGCCAGGGGCAACCCCAGCCCCAGUCUCAGCCCUCUCACGCAUUCAACCCCCCUCCCCCGGAGAUCGUCGAUUCAUCACGGCCAAAGCGCCAGACCAACCAGCUGCAAUAUCUCUCCAAGGUGGUGCUCAAGACGCUGUGGAAGCACCAGUUCUCAUGGCCCUUCCAGGCUCCCGUAGAUGCCGUCAAGCUAAACCUGCCUGACUAUUACAAGAUCAUUAAAAACCCUAUGGACAUGGGAACAAUCAAGAAGCGGCUCGAGAACAGUUACUACUGGAACGCCCAAGAAUGUAUUCAAGACUUCAACACCAUGUUUACCAACUGCUACAUCUACAACAAGGCAGGGGAUGACAUAGUCUUAAUGGCCGAGGCACUGGAGAAACUGUUCCUCCAGAAGAUUUCGGAAAUGCCCCAGGAGGAGAACGAGAUCGCCGUCAUGACUCCGAAGGGCCGUGGUCGGGGCAGGAGGGACCCAGGGUUGAACAUAAAGCCCCCCGGACCCGGCUUAGAUUCUCCGUCGACGACCCCUCAGACUCGUGGCAUUUCCAAUCACGGAGCAGGGCCACAGACUAGAGGACCCAUACCAGGUCCUCCAGCGCUCCCUCCACAGGUGGCUCUGCAGCAAGCUCUUCCUCCUCGAGUUCCCCCUACGAUCCCCCAGCUGGGUCCUCCCUUUCCGCUCGGCCCUUCAGACUGCAAUCCUCCGGGCACCAUCAUGACCUCGGUGCCUCCCCCGACCCAGACUGCCCUUCCACCCAUGCCCAUUCAACAGAGUCCUGCACCGAUGCUUCAGAGCGUCAUGCCUAAAGUGAGUCCUCAGAGAUUAAAGCAGAGAAAAAGCCAGAAGAGGAAAGCAGACACGACGACCCCCACCGCCAAUGACCAGCUGAGCGAGUCCUCUCCCGCGGAGUCCAAGUCAGGAAAGACUCUCCCUCGGAGAGAGAGCGUGCGGCCGUCGAAACAACCCAAGAAAGAAGCGCCCGAUUCCCAGCACCAUCUGGCCUACAGCGCGCCCGCCGGCCCAAACAGCCCCAAAGUGCUGGAGCAGCUACGCUACUGCGCCGGCAUCGUGAAGGAGAUGUUCGCUAAGAAGCACACCGCUUACGCGUGGCCUUUCUACAAGCCGGUUGAUGUGGAGACUCUGGGACUGCAUGACUACCACGACAUCAUCAAACACCCCAUGGACCUCACCACCAUCAAGGACAAGUUGGACAACAGACAGUACAGAGACGCGCAGGAGUUUGCUGCGGACGUGCGGUUAAUGUUCUCCAACUGCUACAAGUACAACCCUCCAGACCACGAGGUUGUGGUGAUGGCGCGCAAGCUGCAGGACGUGUUUGAGAUGCGCUUUGCUAAGAUGCCGGAUGAGCCCGAGGAGGUCUUUACCCCUGCGCCUGCCCCCGUGCUGCACCCUGCGGCCCCUGUGAAGCCUCAGCCGCCCAUCGCCGCCCCCUCGUCCUCCGACAGCUCCAGCGACUCCUCGUCCGAGUCGGAAUCCUCCACCGACGACUCGGAAGAGGAGAGAGCUCAGAGGCUGGCUGAGCUCAAGGAGCAGGUGCGGAAAAAAGACCUCAAGGCGGUCCACGAGCAGCUGGCAGCCCUGUCUCAGCCCCAGGCCAGCAAACCAAAGAAGAAAGAGAAGGACAAGAAGGAAAAGAAGAAGGAGAAGCACAAAAAGAAAGCCAUCCCCGGACUGGACGAGAUCCUCGAGCCUCCUUCUGCUCUCCCGACCCCGAAGAGCAAGAAUAAGAACAACAAAGAUCCUCUGCCCAAGAAGACCAAGAAGCCAAGUAAGAAGGAAGGCAUGAAGAACAACCGCUCCAUUCCUCCCCCGGGCACAGCGCCUCCCACCCUGCAGCCUGGGCCUGGCCUCGACCCCGUGGAAGAGUCAGGUCUGGCAGGGGGACCGGGAUCCGCGGGCUUGGUACCUGCCGAAAAGUGCAAGCCCAUGUCCUACGAGGAGAAGAGACAGCUGAGCCUCGACAUCAAUAAGCUGCCUGGGGACAAGCUGGGCCGUGUGGUCCACAUCAUUCAAUCCCGCGAGCCUUCGCUGAAAAACUCCAACCCGGACGAGAUCGAGAUCGACUUCGAGACGCUAAAACCUUCCACGCUGCGAGAGCUGGAGAGAUACGUUUCGUCCUGUCUCCGCAAGAAGAAGAAGCCUCCAGAAAAGACCGUGGAGACUAUGAGCGCUAAGCCGAAAGGCUCGUCUUCAGACUCGGGCAGCAGCAGCGAGUCGAGCUCGUCCGACAGCGAGGACUCGGAGUCAGGAAUGGCCUCUAAAUUGAAGAAGAGAGGUCACUCUGCUAAAGAGGGGAAGAAAGGCCACCACCCGGUGAUAGCGCCAGGUAUGGUCCAGCCCCAGAUGCCCCUCCAGCCCCAGGCUCCGGUCUUACAGCCCACAGCUCAGCUAAAACAACAGCAGCAGCCACAACAGCAGCAGCAGCAGCAUCCGUCUCCUGCAGCGUACAUGGCUCCUCAGGUCACGGCGCUGGAGUCGUCGCAGCUGCUCGAGAACACGUUUGACUCUUUGCCCCACUUUGGACAGCCCCUCAUGCACAUGUCCCACCACACCAACGACUCGUCCUCUCCUGCCCCGCCUCACCUCAACGCUCACACAGCAAGUGGCCCCGGGUCACCUGACACGCACCCGUUCUUAAACCAGCACCCCAUCCUCCAAUCCCCAGCACUGCACAACGCUCUGCCUCAGCAGCCUUCACGUCCUAGCAACAGAGCAGCGCCGCUCCCCGCCAAACCCCCGCAGCCCUCGACUCCCCAGCAGCCUCUGCAGCUCCAGCCCCAGCAGCCCCCUCAACCCCAGCACCACCUCCCUCCUCACCUCCUGCACCCCCAUCAGCCCAUCCGCCAGAGGCCGCUGUCCCCUCCUACGCUCACUCCGCAGGGCCUUCUCUCCUCACAGCCUCCUCAGUUACUGCUGGAGGAUGAUGAGGAACCCAUGCCCACCAUGCCCCUCAACCAGGUCCUCUUCCUGCAGCAGCUGCAGCAGGGUCGACAACAGCAGCAGCAGCAGCAGGUCCCACUCAUGCAGGCCCUCCAGGGCCGUCAGUCACAGCCACAGAGCCAGCCUUCCCUGUUGCAGACGGUGCAGGUGCAGUCACAGCUUCCUGUGCAGACCCAACUGUCUGUCCAAACUCAACCCCAGGCUGCUCCAGUGCACCAGCCCUCGCCGCAGAUGCCCCAGCAUGCACCCAGACACAUGCAGCAAUCGCAGAGCCAGCAGCAGCAGCAGCAGCAGCAACAACAACAGCAGCAGCAGCAGCAGCAGCUGGCUUUCUCACAAGGCCCAGUGCAGACCACACAGACGCAGCCGGCGCAGCACAAAGUGGCCAUGACUCCCAGUAAAGCGCAGCAGCAGAUUAUUCAGCAGCAGCAGCAGCAGCAUCCUUCUCCACGUCAACACAAACCUGAUCCCUAUAGCACAGGACACCUGAUAGAGAACCCCUCUCCUCUCAUGAUGCAUUCCCCUCAGAUUUCUCAGUAUCCUCCUGUAGGCCAUCAGUCUCCUCCACAAAACCUCCAGCCUAAAAAAGAGCCGCAGCGAGGGCCGCCGGCUCUCGGGCCUCUGAAGGAGGAGAAGCAGUCGCCCUCGCCCGUGAUGAGGAGCGAGUCCUUCAGCCCGCCCAUACGCCAGGAACCACACAAACAGCCUGAGAGCAAGACACACAUGCCGGGCCACGGCCAGCAGAGGCCAGACAUGAAGCCUCUGGACACGUCUCGCCCCGUAAUCCGCUCCUCGGACCAUAGCGGUCCACCCCCCACCAUGCCGGACAAGGACAAGUUCAAACAGGAGCCCAAGACUCCUGUGGCUCCUAAAAAGGUACAGGAUGUGAAACUGAAGAACAUGGGCUCAUGGGCCAGCCUGGCGCAGAGGUCCACGUCUACGCCGUCCUCGGCGGUGAAAUCGAGCAGCGACAGCUUCGAGCAGUUCCGCCGAGCAGCCCGGGAGAAGGAGGAGCGGGAGAAAGCGCUGAAGGCUCAAGCAGAGCAGGCAGAGAAGGACCGGCAGCGCAGAGACCAGGAGAAACAUCGGGGCCGUGAUGAUGAAGAUACGAUGGAGGUUCCUCGAAGGCCCCAUGAGGAGCAGCGGAGGCGCUCUGAGCACCAGCAAGCCCAGGCCGCUCCGCCACAACAGCAGCACCAGGCCCCGUCCCAAACGCCAACCCAACAGCCCCAGACGCCGUCCGCCCCGCAGCCGUCACAGGCACCCCCUCAGUCUCCAGCCUCCAGCCAGAGCGCCCUCGACCAGCAGAGAGAGAUGGCACGCCGCCGCGAGCAAGAGAGGAGGAGGAGAGAGGCGAUGGCAGCUACCAUCGACAUGAACUUCCAAAGCGAUCUGAUGGCGAUCUUCGAGGAGAACUUGUUCUGAAAUGCACGAGGAGGCACGAGAGACCGCAAAACAAAAAACAACAACAACAACAACACAAAAAAAAACCCUGACAACAAACGUAAACAAAACAAAACCGCGAACGGAUUCCUCUGCGUAGAGCGAAACGGACCGAUGAAGCAGUAAGGGAAUUUUAAUAAAAACGUUUAAUAAUUCUAAAAGACCCCGACUGGGAGCAUGAGAAAAGCACCGCAGAGGCAGAGAUGGCACUUGGCGAAGCUGAGGCCUUGACAGGACGCCCCCUGUAGCCUUAGCGGGGGGGAAUAAAAGAGGGACCCUCGAGCUGGGACAUCAUUGCCUCUCUGGCAUUAUUCCUGGAUUUAAACCCAUAUAAGUAGCAGGAAGGAGAGGACGUUUCCGUGGGGCGCCCUUUCGCACGUAUGGGAGCAAUGCUUUGGACCUUGAUAUCAGUGGAAGUAUAUCUAAGUGACAACAGUUUAAAACGUACUGAUUUACCCGUAGUAGGCUGUUCAUCAACUGCCAGAUGUGUAAGGGGUAUUGCUUUUUUUUUUUUUUUUUCUCCUUUUCUUUUUUCUUUUCUUUGUUUUUUUUUUUUCUUUUUCUUUUUUUUUUUUUUGGAACACAAGCAAGCGAUUUAUGCUAACAACUCAUGAUCAUAACGUGAGGAGGAGGUACACACCAACCUCACCAUACGCAACACGACAUUCACCGAGCAGCAACAAAAAUAAUACACCCAAAAACACACACACAUACAAGUGUUAACACUUUCUUUUCUUUUGUUUUCCCAUUAUGUAGGAUCUACUGUAAACAUUUUUUUAUUUUCUUAAACAUUACGUUUGUUUUUUUUGUUUUUUUUUCCUUUUAAACUUUCUUACCAACACUUAACCCUUUUUCUUCUGAUGUCUAUGCCAAACCAGAGUCCUAGUCCCUGAUAUAUAUAUAUUUUUUCUUUCAUUUAAUGCGCCUUUUCAUUUGUUUUUGGUUUUUUUUCCUUUUUUUCUUCUUUUUUUUUUUUUUUUUUAAAUAUAUAGAUAUAUUUUCUUGUCCUCCACACCAGACGUGAAAGUUUAGGUAGGCUUGUUUAGUAGAAUAAACCUAAUAUAUGCAUUAUUCCGACAAUUGAAGACGAAAAAAAAAAAGGUUAAGUUAUACUCUAAUCCGGCGCGAGAGGAGCGGUUUACCUGUUGAUCCUUGAGUUUGAGAUUUGUUUUUGAAAAGCGUACAGUGCGACAUUACUUUGUGUAUUAUACAUGAUAGAAAGAAGACCUGAAAGCGUCUGGGGAAGCGGUUCAGGUUCACGCUUUACUGCGUUUCUAGAAAUAACCAUAAGCUCGAGUGCGUAUGAGCAGCCGGCUGACUCUGAAUCCUCUGAGACUCCUCCGAAGUCACCUCUCGAGCACUCGUACGUGUAGUGCAUGGCUCCUCUCUCUCUCUCUCUCUCUCUCUCUCUCUCUCUCUCUCUCUCUUCUCUCUUUCUCUCUCUCUCGCUUUUAUUUUUUUUCCUGUUUUUGUUUUGUUUUUUUAUUCUUUUCUCCUUUCGCAGAUCGUUUCAUGAUAAGCAACCGGAGGGGACUGUACGCCGUUCUAAACGUGACCGAUUACGAGAGAUUUUGAAAAAAGAAAAAAAAAGGAAAAAAAACAAACAAAAACCAUUACACAGAAAAAAAAAAAGAAGAAAAAAAAGCGCAACGGUUCUGAUUUUAUAUCAUUGUUCUUGUUCAAUUAUAGUGGCUGUGAGUUCUAAUUAUGUUCUUUGAGUCGGAUUUUAGGGUGGGGCGGAAGGGGAGGGCAGGGUGGUGUUUCAAGGGGCACACUUUAAUUAAUUAAUUAAAGCAGGUUCUCUCGAGUUUUCUCCUAUGGUGUUUUCUCCAGUGCCUGUAUUGUAUUGCGAUUCUAGUUGGCAUAUAUUACACUCUCGGGGAGGGGAGAGGGAGGGGGACGUGAAAAGGUUUCAGGAGGGAGAACUUGCAGUUUAGCGUGGGGGGAAAGCCUGUGUUUAAAAAAUAAAAAAACAAUAAUUAAAAAAAAAAAGGAAAAAAAAAAA
Molecule: messenger RNA, 7670 nt
Organism: Ictalurus punctatus (channel catfish)
Lineage: Eukaryota; Metazoa; Chordata; Actinopteri; Siluriformes; Ictaluridae
Gene: brd4
Product: bromodomain containing 4
Exons: 19
Coding region: 953-5647 (1564 amino acids)
Biological process (GO): positive regulation of transcription elongation by RNA polymerase II; chromatin remodeling
Cellular component (GO): nucleus; chromatin
Source: RefSeq, a predicted model, not a curated record